This is a messenger RNA of Brassica napus (rape), 2967 nucleotides long. RefSeq names its product pumilio homolog 12. Lineage: Eukaryota; Viridiplantae; Streptophyta; Magnoliopsida; Brassicales; Brassicaceae. The coding region runs from base 996 to 2723 and encodes 575 amino acids. The transcript has 7 exons. Gene Ontology annotation, cellular component: cytoplasm. Gene Ontology annotation, molecular function: mRNA binding. Gene Ontology annotation, biological process: post-transcriptional regulation of gene expression. The record is from RefSeq and is a predicted model, not a curated record.
AGACUCGGUAUCAGUUGUGACCCAAAUAUCAUAAAAGCCCUUUCCAUUUUCAUGCACUCCUCUUUUUCUAAUUACUUAUUACACUUCUCACCAUCUUCCCUUCCUAUUUGUUUUUCUAUUUUCUUCCCAUUUAAUUUAAUUCAUUUCUCAUCUUCACUUUGAAAAUCAAAUCAGUAGAUCUGAUUUACAAAAAAAAAAAAAUUAUGUAUCUUUUUUAUUGAGAAAUUUGGCCCAAUAACCAUAAAAAAUUAAAAUUAAGAAACUAACCAAACUUCCUCCUCUCUCUAUUCCUUAUCAUUCCUAUACUUCUCUAUAGCUUAUGGUUAAUUUCUUAGUUUUAGUUUGUUUUUUUGGUCAUUUCACCAAUUCAUCCUUUAAUUUAAUUCUUUUUGUCUAUUUCCUUCCCAUUUAUUUCAUUUUUGAAGCUGUAAAAAAUAAUUUAUUCUUACAAAAUCAAUCAUAAGAUCUGGUUUUCCAACAGUUUAUUUGUUUUUUCUGUACUUUUAAUUUUGAACACAAAAAGUACUUUUAAUUUUAAUUUUGUUAAUACUCUCUAUAUUUCUCCUUCUUCUUCACGCCGCCUACCAAAUAUAAACACACUCUCUCUAUCUGUAGCUUGCAUUCUCUUUGCAUUUUCCUCUCAGUUGUUUUUAUCUUUUCACUGUUCUCUCUUCUUCUUCUUGUUUUUUUGUUUCCUCUUUCAGAAACAAAAUUGUUUUCUUUUUAUAUUUUGGUUUUUAAUCUUUUGUUUCCCUUCCUCUCUUUGCGUGUGUGAGAUUUUUUUCCUCCCUUCAUCACCUUUUGCCGAUUGGUGAUUUUAUAUGUUAAUCUUGCUUCUUCAUCCUCACUGGUAAACACCAAUCUCUCUCACAUUGUCUUCACUGAGAUUUUUAUCAUCCACUGUCUCAGGAGUAUUGUUCACUGAUCGUCACAACUUGGACUUGAAAGUUUGGAACUUCUCGGUGUGUUGAGUGUACUAAUCAUCGAUCUUGAGGAUGGGUCAUAGAAGAAGAAAUGAGCCAGAGUUUGAUGAGUUUGAGAAGCUUCUUGGAGAGAUUCCAAAAGUUACUUCAGGAAACGACUUUAGCCCUUUCCCUAUGUGUUUUAGCUCAAGAAGAUCAUCACCAUCCAUAAUCCAAGAUCUUCCUGGUGGCCUCUCUGCAUUUGCUGAAGGAAACUUAAACUUUGGAACCCCAAAUCAAACUCUGGAGUACCCCCAUGAUACGUUCACUCCUUCUUACAACUCUCCAAGUAGCUCACCUUUUGUGUAUGACAAGUUUGAUUCAAGAAAACUCGAUCCACAAAUGUUUAGGAAGCUGCAACAUGUUGGUUACUUUCAGAAUGCUCAGCCGCAGCCUCACAAUCACGCUUUGGAUCAUCAGUCUCAUAUCAACUGGAGGAGUAACGAAGAAGGGAGGAUGAAUCUGCAAGAAGAACACUACAUGUCUCUGAACCCUCAUUGCCUCUACCUUUACAACAACAACCCUUUGAUGGAAACUCCUCCAAGACGGGACCAUUUCGAUUAUCACCGAGCUCAAGAUGGUGAUGAAAGCCUGAGGAGUUUGGAUGGGGUGGUAAGGAAGAGAAUGUACUAUCCAGAGAAGAUCCUUAUGAGAUCAAACACCGCUAAAGUCAUAAACUACGGUGCUGGAGAUGAUGAUACACAAAGCGGAAGAAGACUUUGGUUCAACGAAGAUCUUGCAGUGAGCCUCAACAACUUGACAUUGCAACAACCUCCAAAGUAUAACUCUCCUGCAGAGACAAAAGCGAAGAUAUAUCACAUGGCCAAAGAUCAGUACGGUUGUCGCUUCCUUCAGAGAAAAUUUGCUGAGGGAGAUGGUAAAGAUAUCGAAAUGAUCUUCAACGAGAUCAUUGUCUAUAUAAGUGAGCUUAUGGUAGACCCUUUUGGCAACUAUCUAGUUCAGAAGCUGCUUGAAGUAUGCAGCCAAGAUCAGAGGAUGCAGAUUGUUCAUUCCAUUACUAGAAAACAAGGAGUGCUUAUCAAAAUCUCUUGUGACAUGCAUGGGACUAGAGUUGUUCAAAAGAUGGUUGAAACGGUUAAGAGACAAGAGGAGGUUUCAAUGAUCAUGUCUGCUUUGAAGCAUGGCGUUGUGAGUUUGAUAAAGAGUGUAAACGGUAAUCACGUUGUUCAACGAUGCUUGCAGUAUCUGUUACCUCACUGCGAGAAGUUUCUUUUUGAAGUAGUGAUUGCUCACUGUGUUGAUCUUGCAACUGAUCAACAUGGAUGUUGUGUUCUUCAAAAAUGUAUUGGCUAUUCCAAGGGAGAACAAAAGUACCACUUAGUCACUGAGAUUGCCUCCAAUGCUCUACUCCUCUCUCAACACCCUUUUGGGAACUACGUUGUUCAGUAUGUUCUUGAGCUACAACUUCAAUGGGCUAUCAACGGGAUCCUAGAGCAGCUAGAAGGGAACUACACCGAGCUAUCCAUGCAGAAAUGUAGCAGCAAUGUAGUUGAGAAGUGUCUGAGACUAGCUGAUGACAAACACCUAACUCGUAUCAUCAGAGAACUCGUAAACUAUGGUCUUCUUGACCAAGUUAUGUUGGAUCCUUAUGGAAACUAUGUCAUUCAAGCAGCUCUAAAAAGGUCCAAGGGGACUACUGCUUAUGGUCUUUUGGUUGAUGCUAUUAAGCUUCAUGUACCAUCUCUACGUACCAAUCCUUACGGUAGAAAAGUCCUAUCUGCACUUUGCUCGAAGAAGUAAAAUCAGCAGUUGCAGAUUUGUAGCAAAAGUUGAUGUGUUGUUGUUGUUGCUUGUUGGUCAAGUUACCUUGUAAAAUGUAAUGUGUAAUAAGGAAGCGUAGUUCGCAGGUUUAUGGUUUAAAGAUCCAAAGAGACAAAAGAUUCAGAAUGGCUUGUUUUGUAAUCUGAUCUUACAAUCAAUCUUUGUUUUGUAAUCUGAUCUUACAGUCAUCUUUGUUCUGUAGUAUCGAAUUAAAUAUUUCUUA